Molecule: messenger RNA, 2074 nt
Organism: Pyrus x bretschneideri (Chinese white pear)
Lineage: Eukaryota; Viridiplantae; Streptophyta; Magnoliopsida; Rosales; Rosaceae
Product: putative dynamin-related protein 4A
Cellular component (GO): cytoplasm; microtubule; membrane
Molecular function (GO): GTP binding; GTPase activity; microtubule binding
Source: RefSeq, a predicted model, not a curated record
UGUUGAUUGAGAGUCAGUUAAGUUUCUUAAAGGCUAAGAAUGAUAUAUAGCAGUAGCUAUAAAUAGAACAGUUUACUCCAUUAAGUCAUAAACUCAAUACAGAACAUUUUACUCCAUCUUUUAAUUCUCUCUCAUCUCUCUACAAUCUCGGUUUCCCUCUAGAUUUUUCACCAUUGUUUUGACUUGCUAUAAUUCAGAAACGGAAGGACAAAGGCAAAUGGAAUCGAGUUAGUUUUAAACGGUGAAAGCUCCCUAGCAAUGGUGAUUAUGUUUCUGAAUGGAACAAGUUGAUGGCUAGUCAAAAUGAAUUCAUUCAUGGAGUUUUAACUGAUGAGAAGAUUCUUCUUCAUAAAUAAAAAAAAAAAAAAAAACUGAUGAGAAGAAACCUUCUGUCAUAGAUAUCGAAGGCAUCGGGGAAGUGGAAGUCGGUGUUCUGAGGAUGUACCCGCAUCUGUUAGCUGAAGCCUAUGAACUUAAAAUGAGAAUGAUUGCCUAUUGGAAGGUUGUCUUGAGGAGGCUUGUCGUUCAGGCAGGACUAGACGCAGUACCUCUCAAAUGUGCACCCAUUGUGUCGUCCUACAAUGACAAGAUCCGCCCUCUUCUGGAUGCGGUAGAUAAGUUACGCAGCUUGAUGUUAAUGGAUGAAGGCAUUCAGCUGCUAACGAUUGUGGUGGUCGGAGACCAGUCAUCGGAGAAGUCUAGCGUGCUCGAAUCCUUGGCUGGCAUCAGCCUCCCUCGGGGCUAAGGCAUCUGCAUGAAAGUGCCUCUUAUUAUGAGGCUGGAACACCACUAGAGUCCUCAGCCUGAACUUUCCUUGGAGUACAAUGGCAGAUUUGGGUCUGCCCUUGAUCAUACUGAUGAAGACAAGAUCGCCAAAGAUAUUGUGAAAGCUACUAAUUCUAUUGCGGGGGAAGGUAAGGGAAUUUCGAACACGCCACUUACCUUGUUGGUGAAGAAGAAUGGGGUUCCGGAUCUGACUAUGGUUGAUCUUCCGGGAAUCACAGGGGUUCCGGUCCAUGGCUAACCUGAAAAUAUUUAUGAUCAGAUCAAAGAUAUGGUCAUGGAGUAUUUUAAGCCGGAAGAAAGUAUUAUUUUGAAUGUAUUGUCUGCUACAGUGGAUUUUACUACGUGUGAGUCAAUCCGGAUGUCACAAAGUGUAGAUAAAACUGGUGAGAGGACUCUCGCUGUGGUUACGAAAGUGGACAAGGCACCGGAAGGACUACUUGAAAAGGUCACUGGAGAUGAUGUAAACAUUGGUCUUGGUUAUGUCUGUGUAAGGAACAGGAUCGGUGACGAAACUUACGAAGAGGCAGGGGCGAUGGCUCAUGAACUGUUUCAAACCCAUCCCCUGCUUUCGAAGAUUGACAAGUCCAUUGUCGGUAUUCCAGUUUUAGCACAGAAGCUGGUCCAAAUUCAUAAGAAAAGCAUAAAAAAGCUGAGGGAUGCGAAGGAGGUGGUGGCCAAGACUAUGCACAGCAUUAUCACUCAUGGUGAUUGAUAAAGUCACUCUGUCGACAAAUCCGUACUUGAAGGGCGUGGUAAAUUAUUCCAACAAUAUUUGCAUUUGAUUGAUAAAGUCAUUCUAAAUGAUGAGGCAAGUAAACUCUUUUGUGAGGCGAUGGAUGCUGUGAAUGAGAAGAUUAGGCCAUUGGUUGGUGGUACCAAUGAAAAUAUGGAACCUCCUGCAACCAAAGGAGAUAUGGAAUGUCAUGCAAAAAGAAAAUCGAUAGUAGAUGAUGUUGGUUUUCUUGAACCUGAUCCUGUUAAGACCAAAGGAUCUGGAAAGAGACUUAAAAAGGGAAAAGAGAAAGGAAAAUGCAAGAAGAGGGUUAAUGGUAACCUUCGUCAUGGGUGUGGGCAAUAUGGAGUUAAUCAUGACAAAAGAAAUUGUCUGAAACUCCAGAAUCGGUAAGAAUACAUAUUCCGCGUGUUUUUCUAUGUAUAUCGUGCAAUUAAUAUAUCAAUAGUUGAAAUGCGUUUGUUGUCUUUGAUGUAUAAUAGCAUAUUAUUGUUAAUCAGCAUUUUUAUGAUUUCUAUUUUGGUUAAUUGCUGGAUGAGCAACACUCAUUGUCCA